CACCUACAUUAGUGUAUCUAAAUUCAACCAAGUGCCCACAUCACUUUUCUCACGCUCGUUCCAGCUACUUUGCGGAGUGACUGAAGAGAAAGAGCUAAUCAUUAUUUUUGCUUCGAAUCAAACCGACAAAAAGACCUCGACGAUCCGUGACCACAUUGCAGUAAUUGAAAAACUGUAGAGCAGGUUUGUUGUGUUACUUGGUUUGCUCUCUAAAAGUUAGGAACUCGACGCGCAACAACAACAAGCAUGCAUCAUUCUGCCGUUUCGAUUCUCGUUUUGACUAUCUUAGGCUCUAAUGUUGCCCUAUUAAGUGCGGACACCACCAGAAUUAAAGUUGACGUGUACUAUGAACACCUGUGUCCAGACAGCAUUCGUUGGGUGAGCAAUCAGCUGGCGCCGAAUUACGACGCGUUGCGCGAAUCCAUCGUUAUCGAGUUUAUCCCAUUUGGAAAGUCGCGGAGCAUCAACAACGGUGAACAAUUCGAGUGCCAGCAUGGUCCACUGGAGUGCGAAGGGAAUAGAAUUCAGUCUUGCGUUUUACACCAGAUACCCGACCAAGAUCGUCAGGUCUCGUACGUUGCUUGUCAGAUGAAUUUCAAUGCCGACCCACAGGGAUGGGAGUGUGCAUUCCGUUCUGGUAUCGACCUCAACACGCUUCAGACCUGCGUUGAAGGAACUCUAGGAACACAACUUCAGCUGGAGGCAGAGCGCCGCACGAAGCAAAUUGCUCCAUCGUUUGUUCCAACUAUUGUUCUCAAUGGGCAAUUCAAUCAGUCUGUGCAGGAUCGCGCCUUCAAAGAUUUUCUUGGUCUUAUGUGCGAUAUGACUAACAACAACUUGGCAGUCUGCUAGUGAAUACAAACGGGAAAUAUGCAACGACGUAACCAUCGUAAGCAUGCAAAAACUGAUUCACACAUGUGUCAUACAGAAAAUAUGGCAUAAAAAUAAACAUUCUGUAA
Molecule: messenger RNA, 959 nt
Organism: Toxorhynchites rutilus septentrionalis
Lineage: Eukaryota; Metazoa; Arthropoda; Insecta; Diptera; Culicidae
Product: GILT-like protein 1
Exons: 5
Coding region: 247-852 (201 amino acids)
Molecular function (GO): oxidoreductase activity, acting on a sulfur group of donors, disulfide as acceptor
Source: RefSeq, a predicted model, not a curated record